This is a messenger RNA of Lodderomyces beijingensis, 2014 nucleotides long. The record is from the annotation of a GenBank genome assembly. Lineage: Eukaryota; Fungi; Ascomycota; Pichiomycetes; Serinales; Debaryomycetaceae.
AUGUUGGCUGAUGAACAGAAACCACAUGUCAAAUUGGAAACCAAUGACGGUGGCCAGGCCGUUGCCACCAGCACCCCUGCUAUUACCACUGCCACUACUAGUCCUCCAAGCAAACAGGUAUGUUGUCUUGUUUCACGCAUGCAUGCGAAUAGCUUCCAACGACCAAAGAGCUAACAUCUUUUUUUUUUUUUUAUUUCAUUUCUAGAAACGUAAAAAGACGUCUAGAGCAUGUAAUCAUUGUCAUAAGGCACACAUGACUUGUGACUCGGGAAGACCUUGUAAACGGUGCAUCCAACGAGGGUUUGAACUGACCUGUCAAGACGCCCCAAGGAAAAGGAAAAAGUAUUUGGACGAUAUCCCCAACUCGAGUUUGAAUUCAAGUGGACAUGCUGUCGACGGCAAAAAUAUUCAGAGCUUGCAUACCCCCUCGUCGACAUUUGAACCUGCUCGUACCGAGCUGCCACAGGUCCAACCACAGCAGCGGGAAAUGCGCGAACGAAUACCGGAGGUAGGGGCACAACCACAAGUAGAUCAACUGCAGCUGGUCCCACCGGCGCAUUUACCGAGUCAAAAUCCACAACUACACGCCCAGGAUCACAUUCAACCACAGUGUGAACCGCAGUCUCAGCAGCUGCCGUUUCCGGCACAACCUCGAAGAUUGCCUCAACCACAUGAACUUGAAGUUUCAAACCAUAGAACUCAUGAAGCUACGAUGUUCCAGCACAGCUCAACAGCCCCAGAAUUGACUCACCCGUUUCUUCCGGAUACAGAGAAUCACCACCACCACCAGAACCACCAGAACCAACAACAGCAACAGCGUGUUUACGGAGAAACAAACUCACAUACUCACCACCCUUAUCAGUUACUGCAACAUUCAAUCAGCCUAAACUCUCAGUCCAACCACAUUAACCCGCAAAGUAGGACCAAAUUCAUGUCUUCUGCUGCCGAUUUGGAAUACGCAACUUUGUCCAACAUCUUGCAGGAUACUUUUGGCCACCAAACAACUUCAAACGAAGGGACGCCAAACUCACACGGGUUUUCACCUACUCAUUCGCCUCACAAUUUACCAAACAACGCACCAAUUAGACCGCACUUGCCUUCCUCUGAAGCAUUAAAGAUCCGCAAUGAAUCAUUUGACCACAAUGCCACAACUACACCAUCGCCACUCAACCAUACCAGAGCCAGCAUCUAUGAAGACUCGUCGAAUCCCAAGUGUGACGAUAGCAUUAAUCAAUAUUUCGUCGGAAAGACCGACUCGGAUAAUACCGUUUUCUUCCCCGAUGUGAUCACCGCCAUUGACCAGAUGAAAAACGAUGACUAUGUCGUAUACAGGGAGCGAAAUUCCAAACUGAAGCUUUCAUUCUCCGUGGGGAUUUUGCCAGAAGAUAGCACAAGUCAAAUAAAUAGCACCGAGGACACAUUAUACAAGGAGCCAGAGGAAAUCUAUGCAAAAGUUCGAAAACCCUUUUCAUAUACACCGGGGUACCACUCCCUCAUUGCCUACUUGAGAAAGCGGUUUUCCAAGCCCAUGCUUGUGAAAAUGGCCGAGUCAAUGGCGGCAUACCGGCCGUCCUUCAUAGCCUGCACCAAUUCCUUAAAAGAACACGAUUUGAUAUUUAUGGAACAAUGCUUUCAAAGAACGUUGCUUACAUAUGACAAUUUUGUCAAGAUUAGUGGCACUCCCACCAUUGUAUGGAGGAGAACUGGAGAAAUUGCAUACGUAGGCGACGAGUUCUGCAUCCUCACCGGUUGGAGCAAAGAAGAAUUGCUAGGUGGCAAAACCACCAAAAAGAAAUUCAUCGUGGAGUUGUUGGAUGACAAGUCUGUGCUUGAGUAUUUCCAAGUGUUUUCUCGAAUUGCAUUUGGCGAUUUCUUGGGGGCAACAAUGACUGAAUGCACCUUGCUUACGCCGAAGGGAGACGUCAAGAUUAGAACUGGAUGCAUGUGGACUUUGAAGCGGGAUGUGUUUGGUAUUCCUAUGAUGAUUGUCGGUAACUUCCUCCCUAUUCUAUAG